Messenger RNA from Letharia columbiana, 1293 nucleotides. RefSeq lists its product as uncharacterized. The record is from RefSeq and is a predicted model, not a curated record. The coding region runs from base 1 to 1293 and encodes 430 amino acids. The transcript has 4 exons. NCBI's taxonomy places the organism in Eukaryota, Fungi, Ascomycota, Lecanoromycetes, Lecanorales, Parmeliaceae. Gene Ontology annotation, biological process: pyruvate decarboxylation to acetyl-CoA. Gene Ontology annotation, cellular component: intracellular membrane-bounded organelle. Gene Ontology annotation, molecular function: pyruvate dehydrogenase (acetyl-transferring) activity.
AUGCUUUCCAGAGCUCUGAGGGGCGGACAUCGCGCUCUGCCGUUGAAGCGCAAUGUCAAUGUCUACGUGCCUUUGGCGAAGAGAACUGUCACUACCGAUGCCGCCUCAUCUCACGCCGAGAAAGAACAUGUGCCCGAAGAAGAUGACAAGCCUUUCCAAGUCACGCUCUCUAAUGAGAGCUUUGAAACCUACGAAAUCGACCCUCCUCCAUUCACCCUAGAGACCACGAAGAAAGAGCUCAAGCGGAUGUACUACGAUAUGGUAUCAAUAAGACGGAUGGAAAUGGCCGCGGACAGACUAUACAAAGAGAAAAAGAUCCGAGGUUUCUGCCAUCUUUCCACCGGCCAAGAAGCCGUUGCGGCAGGCAUUGAGCACGCUAUAACCAAAGAAGACCACGUCAUCACCGCUUACCGAUGUCACGGCUUUGCCCUUAUGCGCGGCGGAACCGUCAAAAAGAUCAUCGGCGAGCUGCUUGGCCGAAGAGAAGGCAUUGCCUACGGAAAGGGUGGAUCUAUGCAUAUGUUUGCAAAAGGUUUCUACGGCGGCAAUGGUAUAGUCGGCGCUCAAGUACCUGUAGGUGCGGGCAUUGCAUUCGCCAAUCAAUACAAGAACAAUACCAACACCACAAUCUGCCUCUACGGAGACGGUGCCAGCAAUCAAGGCCAAGUCUUUGAAGCAUUCAAUAUGGCUAAGCUUUGGAACCUACCCAUACUUUUCGGCUGCGAAAACAACAAAUACGGCAUGGGCACCGCCGCCAACCGCGCCGCUGCUCUCACCGAAUACUACAAACGCGGCCAAUACAUCCCCGGCCUCAAAGUCAACGGCAUGGACAUCCUCGCCGUCAAAGCCGCCGUCCAAUACGGCAAACAGUACACCACCGAAGGCCACGGCCCUCUCGUCCUCGAGUACGUCACCUACCGCUACGGCGGGCACUCCAUGUCCGACCCGGGCACCACCUACCGCACGCGCGAAGAAAUCCAACGCAUGCGCUCGACCCAAGACCCCAUCGCAGGACUCAAGCAGAAACUGCUGGACUGGGAAGUCACCACCGAGGAGGAGCUGAAGGGGAUAGAUAAAGAGGCGAGGUCGUCCGUGGACAAAGAGGUGGAAAUCGCCGAGAAGAUGGCGGUGCCGGAGGCGACGCCGAAGAUUCUGUACGAGGAUAUCUAUGUCAGAGGAAGCGAGCCGGAGUUCAUGAGGGGCAGGAUUCCGGAUGAGAAUUACUACUAUGAGCAGAGUGUGAGGGAGGGGGGCAAUCUGGGUCGCUAUGAAGGUGAGAGGCAGGCUGCGUAG